AUGGAGCACCUCCAACACCACCAUCACCACCACCGUCCCCAUCCAGAACUCGCGCCUGACCCAGAGACUCACUCGCGCGAGGGCACCCCACCACCCCCCGACACUGCUGUCGAGAUUGUGAGGCAGGUGACAAUCGAUAUUGGGCCGCCACCAGAUGGCGGCCUCGAAGCCUGGCUCUGUGUCGUCGCCACCUUUCUCCUCCUCUUCUGCAUCUUUGGUUGCGCUACCAGUUUUGGCCAGCUCGAACUGUACUAUCUCAGCCACCAGCUGUCGGGAUACUCCAAGUCAACGGUCGCAUGGAUCGGCUCGUGCCAAUCGACGCUCACCUUCCUGGGCUCAAUCUACACAGGACGCUACUUUGACUCGCACGGCCCCCGCAUGCUGGUGAUCGUUGGCACCGUUGCGUCAGUCUCGGCACUCGUCGCCAUUGCCUUUUGCCACGAAUACUACCAGUUCCUCCUGGCGCACAUGCUGUUCGGCCUGUCGGGAACCAUCAUUUACGCUCCUGCCACGUCCAUCUCGGGCCACUGGUUCCUCAAGCGUCGCUCUACCGCCGUGGGCAUCAUUGUCUGCGGCGCUGGCCUCGGCGGCGUCGUGUAUCCCAUCAUGUUCAAGCAGCUAUUCGACCAGCUCUCAUUCCGCAACACCAUGCUCAUCGUGGCCGGAUUCAACGGCGUCCUCAUGGUCCCCGGCUGCUUCUUUAUGAAGUCCCGCCUUCCUCGUCGCCACCCGCCUCCUCUCAAGGCCCUGGCCGGACCGUGGCACGAGGCGCGAUACGUGUUCCUCGUCGUCGGCUCGGGUCUGUACGUCCUCAACGUCUUUUCACCCUACUUCAACGCCCCGACUUUGGCCACCUCGAACAACCUCCCGGCCAACAUUUCCAGCUACGCCAUUGCCAUUCUCCAGACCGGCAGCUUCCUUGGCCGUGCCUCUGCCGGCUUCAUGGCCGACGCGUUUGGCGUGUGGAACGUGUUUGGAACCAUGUGUUUCGCGACGUCCAUUGUCCUCUUUACGUUCUGGACAGGAAGCCCCAUCGGUACAGCGGCAACGAUUAUUGGUCUGCUGCUGUAUGGUUUCGUCUCGGGCGCGUGGUUUACGCUCGUCGCCGCCGCCUGCGCCGCCAUCUCACCGACCCGCGAGAUCGGCAUGCGUCUCGGCAUGCUGUGGUCGUUUGUCGGCCUGCCCGUCCUCGUCGGUCCUGUCGUGUGCGGACUGCUCAUCAACGUGGCCGGCGGCAAGUUUACCUAUGCGGGUGUGUUUUGCGGCUUCACCAUGCUCAUGGCCGCGUUCAUCACCCCGGGCCCGCGUCUCAUGCAGGCUAUCCGGACGGCGGUGUUUGGCCCACGGAGCCGCCUCGAAGACGCAGAGUCGAGUACGGAGACUAUCGUGGCAGAGGACGACGAGAAGGAGGACAGUAAGGAGGACACGAAGGCUUAG
This is a messenger RNA of Apiotrichum porosum, 1437 nucleotides long. RefSeq lists its product as uncharacterized. The record is from RefSeq and is a predicted model, not a curated record. Gene Ontology annotation, biological process: transmembrane transport. Gene Ontology annotation, cellular component: fungal-type vacuole membrane. Lineage: Eukaryota; Fungi; Basidiomycota; Tremellomycetes; Trichosporonales; Trichosporonaceae. The coding region runs from base 1 to 1437 and encodes 478 amino acids. Gene Ontology annotation, molecular function: transmembrane transporter activity. The transcript has 4 exons.